Calliphora vicina (urban bluebottle blowfly) is the source of this 648-nucleotide messenger RNA. RefSeq lists its product as uncharacterized. The record is from RefSeq and is a predicted model, not a curated record. Bases 1 to 648 code for a protein of 215 amino acids. NCBI's taxonomy places the organism in Eukaryota, Metazoa, Arthropoda, Insecta, Diptera, Calliphoridae. The transcript has a single exon.
AUGAAAUUGUUUGCUAUCUUUCUGUUUGGCCUCGUAUUGGCUAUGGCUUUAGCUGAGGAACCAGCAGGUGAUGGUCCACCACCAGAGGAACCUCCAGCAGAUGGUCCUCCUGACGAUAAAGAACCAGCAGAUAAACCACCAGCAGAUGGUCCUCCUGACGACAAAGAGCCAGCUGAAAAACCUCCAACAGAUGGUCCUUCAGAUGAUAAGCCCCCAGCAGACAAGCCACCAACAGAUAGUCCUCCAGCUGAUAAACCCUCAGGGGAUAAACCUCCAGCAGACAGUCCACCUAAAGAUGAUUCACCAGCCCCUACUAAAAAACCUGCUGCCACUACCAAGAAACCUGCUCAAAGUAACAACCUACAAAAGGAAAAUGAAAAGAGACGUCAACAAAUUAAAAAACAACAAGAAGAAAUCAAACAAACUAAAGAAUUGGUUGCGAAGGAGCAUCAGGCUAAUCUAAAGAGGCGCGAAGCCAUCGAAAAGAGAGCCGAGGAAAAUAAGAAAAGGCAAGAGUUGAUUAAGAAUAGAAAUGAAGUCAUGCAGAAAAGAAGUGAGAAGGUUAAUAAUCAGAGGGAGUAUCUCAAGAAAUUAUUAGCUUACAAUGCUGCUGCUAGGAAGAAGUUGAAUGGCGGUAACAGAGGAUAA